Rhodamnia argentea is the source of this 1300-nucleotide messenger RNA. Its product is annotated as trafficking protein particle complex subunit 5-like. Lineage: Eukaryota; Viridiplantae; Streptophyta; Magnoliopsida; Myrtales; Myrtaceae. The transcript has 9 exons. The coding region runs from base 324 to 908 and encodes 194 amino acids. Gene Ontology annotation, cellular component: TRAPPIII protein complex; TRAPPI protein complex; TRAPPII protein complex. The record is from RefSeq and is a predicted model, not a curated record. Gene Ontology annotation, biological process: endoplasmic reticulum to Golgi vesicle-mediated transport.
AAUCUCUCUUUUGUUCCUUUUUCGUCUUCUCCUUUGUCUCCGAUCUCGAUUUCUCGUGAUCUUUCGAUUGGAAAUUUUCCGUGCGAUGCAAUUUCCUGCUUAGGAGCUGAGCUAGAGUAUAAAGAAUUGAUCUUAAGAUCCAUUGAAGAUGAGGAAUGGAAAGUCUAGCCUGAUCGUCAAUUAAAAAAACUAGAGAUGGAUUGCGGACUGGGUUGAGUUCCUUAGUGCAUCGGCAGAGGUCCAUCAUAGUUUAAGUAGCGAGGGCAGAGCGCACAAGGAAGGAAGAGGGAAGCUCAUCAUCACAACCGCCACCAUCAUCGACAAUGAUCGGAGUUGGCAAGAUCAAGCAGUACUCCAAUGUCCUCGACAAGCCACUCAGCAAGGGCAAGCAAGAGGUUAGUUUGAGUGCUUUUUCUUUCUUGUUCUCGGAGCUUGUUCAGUAUAACCAGACUCAAGUUGACAAUAUCGCAGAGUUAGAGCGCAGGCUGGAGGAUGCGGGCUAUUCCGUAGGAGCUCGAGUUUUGGAACUUCUUUGCCACAGGGAAAAGGGAAAUAGGAGGGAAACCCGUUUGUUGGGUAUUCUAUCUUUUGUACACAGUACGGUGUGGAAGGUUUUAUUUGGCAAGGUGGCUGAUUCACUCGAAAAGGGGACCGAACACGAAGAUGAAUACAUGAUUAGCGAGAAGGAGCUCCUUGUAAACCGGUUUAUAUCUAUCCCUAAAGAUAUGGGGACGUUUAACUGUGGGGCGUUUGUGGCGGGAAUAGUAAGGGGUGUUCUGGAUAGUGCUGGAUUUCCAGCCGUCGUGACUGCACACUUUGUUCCUGUCGAGGGGCAACAAAGACCUCGAACCACAAUCUUGAUAAAGUUUGCAGAAGAGGUACUUAGGAGAGAAGCAAGACUGGGUUGAGCUCCUUGCACGAUCAUAUCACCAACUUUGAUUCAAUUCAUAUGGUCACGAUGGAGAAUUUGGAAAGUAGUUUUCACUUGCUGGACGCUGUCAUUUCCAACAUACUUCGUUUCCAUCUUGACUUACAAGGGAGCAUGAGAUUUAGAGUGAUAAGUAAUGGUGGUCUUACCCGAGACACGAUUAUUUCAAUUAUAGUGUUCCAGUUCAUGUUGCUUGAAAAAUGGGAUGGAAUGAAUGUCCGAGCAAUAUUGGUGAUGAUACAGAUACAACUCUUGUAUUUGGCAGUCAGCAUGCAUGGCGAACUGAUAUGUAAUGAUACGUGGAAGCUGACUAUUGUAUUUCAAUCGAAUUUUUGUGUGUUUGCCUUACAUGAGAUAUGGUUGUUUCAUAUA